AUGGACAUGGUGAACGGCUUCCAGAUGAAGAUGGACAUGGAGAUGUAUGGCUCAACGAACGUGACAAUGGGCACGAUGUACGACUGGAUGGAGUGCUUCUCGGCCAUCAAGAGCAUGUCGGCCAUGCUGAACCCGGAGCAAGACGUCUACGACAGCAAUGGCUACACCACGAACAAGCACUGGGUCUCUGGCCCCAACCACGUUUUCAAGAAAAUCUUGGAUGCCAUGUACAUGGGCGAGUACAUGGACAUGUACGACUCCUUCUUCCUCAUGGAGAUGGAUGCGGUCCCCAUCAAGGACAACUGGCUCGACCAGUUCGAGAUGGAGGCACAUGAAGUUCAUGACAACGACCAGGCGGUACGUGGCAGCCAGUACCUAGGCGACAAGUGGGACCUGUUCAAGCACAUGAUGCCAGUGUACUUGGUCGAGCACAUCAACGGCAAUGCCAUCUACAACCUGAAGAACAGCUGGACCAAGUACCUCUACCAGGCCUUCACCAUGGCCGGGGAUGCGAGCAUGAUGGAAGAGAUGGCCUUCGACGUGGCCUUCGCCAUGAUGACCAUGGCAGCGGAGUCCGGGGAUCCGAUGUAUGCUGCCAACUGGACGGGUAACAACAUGACCUACAACACGCACACGAUGUUGGUGGGAAACUACGCCAACACCCUCCUGAACACGAGCUUCGAGUUCGGCAGCUACAUCCGCCACGGCUCGAGCAAGAAUCUCUUCGAGAACUUGGAUGACGACGAGGUCACCUUGGGAGUGGCAUAUUUCGAUCAUCAGGGCCACUUCAUGGAGACUGUGCCCACUCACCACCCCUUCAAGAAGAUCCUGGGCAUCACCUACUUCGACCAGCCGAACAGCACGAUGACCAUCAGUGCUCCUGGAGGUGAUGUCACAAUGAUGAUGCAGCCGGCCAUGUAUGAGCCCUACUACCAUCUCUGUGAGAUUGCCAAGCUGGUGGACACCGAGUGGUUCGCGCUGACAGACAACUACCACAUUGUGAAGGCUCCCGUGAGCGUCCUCAUGGACGACGAUGACAAGCCGGUGCUGCCCUAUGUGCUGAAGGACUCCAAGUACUGCGGCGAGCGUCCCAACUGCAAGGCCUCUAUGGAGCAGGCAGAAGAUUUGUUCAGCAUCAACUUGAACUAUCACCACGACAAGUACGAGGUGCUGUACAAGACGUCGGAUGCCAAAAUGUUCUGCGACGCUUGGGACACGGCCACCGAGGGAAAAGGCUGGGGCAACUGCAGCCUGGCUUUCGGCCCCACCGCCGAUGACUACAUUGCUUGGAAGAUCAGCUCGCCAAAUUACAACAUCGCUGAUGAGUUCACCCCAAAGGACAAGACGCGCUACGGCUGGCGAGCCUGGACCAGCUUGUGGAACCCGGCCCCGGUGGAUGACCGGAACUGCGACACCACGCUCUACGGCGUGAAGGAGCCGG
This is a messenger RNA of Symbiodinium necroappetens, 1441 nucleotides long. The record is from the annotation of a GenBank genome assembly. Lineage: Eukaryota; Dinophyceae; Suessiales; Symbiodiniaceae.